CAAUUUAGUUGUCAUUUUAAAUUAAUGUAAAUUAAAACGAAAAUUGGCUUCUUAACCUGUUUGAGGUUAUGUUACCAAAUUUUCCUUUUUUUGGUCGAGAUGCUUCUUUCUGGCGCGAAUACAAUCUCUUAUCGUUUUCUCAGUUAGUUACCGGCGACGGCGACGACGACGUCCGCAUGACAUCCGAGUAGUGGGGUUAGUUAAGUCCAGUUUCUCUUUCAUUCGCGUUUCGGCCGUCGGUAAAUCGCACCGUUUUAGUGAGAGAACGUGCCCUAAAUUCUCAGUGGAUUAACAGAGUAUAAGAACAACAAAAUUAAUUAAAAACGGGUUACAAUAAAUUUUUUAAAAGACGAACGACACGGAAACGACGACGACGAUAACAACCAGGAACAAUAUUAGUAAUAGAAAAAAAACGCGCCAGUUAUUAUGAACAUAGACGAUUAUGAAAGUCUACCGACCGGUAACGUUUUUACACACAUGACGGCCGGUGCCAUCGCGGGCGUUAUGGAACAUUGCAUAAUGUACCCUUUGGAUUCCGUUAAAACGCGGAUGCAAUCUUUAGCCCCAACGAACGUCCGGCUAGGAGUAUCUGAUACAUUAUUACGUAUGGUAAAACAUGAAGGGCUCCUGAGGCCUGUACGAGGAAUUCACGUUAUGGUUGUUGGGGCAGGACCUUCACAUGCUCUCUAUUUUAGCAGUUAUGAAUACUGUAAAGAACGAUUAACUCAUAUGACGACGAAUAAAAACCAUCACAUGUUCAUCCACGGUAUCUCAGGAACUGUAGCCACACUUUUACACGACGCUAUUAUGACACCUGCAGAAGUGGUCAAACAGCGUUUACAAAUGCUUCACUCUCCAUACAAAUCAGUUUUAACAGCAAUAUCCCGAAUUUAUUCUACCGAAGGUUUUCCUGCCUUCUACCGUUCUUAUACAACUCAAUUAACAAUGAACAUCCCGUUCCAAAGCAUUCACUUUAUGGUAUACGAAUUCAUGCAAAAAAGAACGAAUAAAGAGGGAAUUUACAACCCUAAAGCGCACAUGGUUAGCGGUGCCGCUGCUGGAGCAGUAGCCGCGGCUGUUACUACGCCGUUAGAUGUCUGCAAAACCCUUUUAAACACCCAACAAGUUGGCGCGACGAACGGUUUGGUACAAGCAAUGAAAACUGUGUACCGAUUGGGUGGCCCGUUGGCCUAUUUCCGAGGGUUGCAAGCGAGGGUUAUGUUCCAAGUACCAUCCACUGCAAUUUGUUGGUCGACGUAUGAAUUUUUCAAAUACAUAUUAGGUGUGACGAAAAUGGAAAAAGUGGAGAUAUUGGAAAAACUAGAAAAGAGUAGUGGAAAUGAAAUUUUGGUUGGAGGUCCAAAAUGUGAGAAGGAAGCUGAAAAAGUUAGUAUAAAAGCUAGAGAAUUGCCGGCGAUGGCCCCAUCUGCACAUUAUGGAUCUUUAAGAUUUAAUACAAUGCAUACGCAAGAUUCAAAUUAUAAUAGGAGAAAAGAAACCAUUUUGGAUAUUACUCAUACAUAGUGAGAACUUAUUUUUAAACAUUUAAGUGGUGUAUUUGGUAAUAAAAAGCUACACAAUUAGACACCAUGCCCUGAGCGCCACUUCGACACGCCUCCUAAAUAGAGAGAAUGGUGCGUUUUUUACUGUGAUAAAGUCCUUAUCAACAUUUAGAAAUGUAUGAUAUUGACUUCGUUCAGAUGGGAGUACUAUCAUAUCUUCGAGUCUCGUUUUGGUUUUUUGAGCGAGCCGUCUUCGACUUCUCUUUUUACUUUUAUUUUUUUUUUUUUUUUGUUGUGAUAAGCGACUUGUCACUAAAAUUUAAGCAUAUGUAAUUAUUAUUAUACUCUGUUAACCUCUACAAAAAACCAACGUUUUUAUUAUUUUUGUGUUAAAUAAUGUGUAUUAUAUUAUAGGAAUAUUAAUGAUGAUAAUAAUGUU
Molecule: messenger RNA, 1941 nt
Organism: Onthophagus taurus
Lineage: Eukaryota; Metazoa; Arthropoda; Insecta; Coleoptera; Scarabaeidae
Gene: mfrn
Product: mitochondrial iron transporter mitoferrin
Biological process (GO): iron import into the mitochondrion
Cellular component (GO): mitochondrial membrane
Molecular function (GO): ferrous iron transmembrane transporter activity
Source: RefSeq, a predicted model, not a curated record